AUUCCAGAACAAAAUGCAGUUUCCAUGAAAGAAGAAUAUAAUAAUGACACAUCCUCAUCCUUUAGUGAUACAUUCAAUGCAAAUAAUAAAACACCAAUUACUAAAACAGGCUUUCAUCAGCUGAUAAUCACAAAAAUAUAA
Ambispora gerdemannii is the source of this 141-nucleotide messenger RNA. NCBI's taxonomy places the organism in Eukaryota, Fungi, Glomeromycota, Glomeromycetes, Archaeosporales, Ambisporaceae. The record is from the annotation of a GenBank genome assembly.